AUGCUGGAAUGGAUCGCGAUCGCGUGCGUUGCAAUUUUGCUGGCAGUAAUCCGGUCCCGCUUUAAAGUUUCUGGCACAGAGAAACCGACAGAUAUUGCGCCGAGAGGACCGAACAGUCCGCUAAAAGACGAAGUCUCCAUCGAACGAACACGAAGCGUGGCGCUCAUCUGCAAACCGUCUGCCCUCGCCAACUACCUCCUAAAGAACUGCAGCACUUUCACUAACUACUCUCCGCGGGUCGGCUGGUCGUGGCGGGCCAGUGCCGUCCUCCAGAGCUUGCACGAGAUGUGCUGGUGUUACGGCAACCCGGUCCACUUUGUGCGGGAUAACCUGCUGUUGAGCGAUGAUGGGCUGGUGGCUUUGGACUGGGCUUAUCCAGCCCACCAAAUGAGACGCAGGACUUCCAGCCACUCCACCUGCCCAGUUCUUCUUAUCAUCCCUAAUUCGUUCGGCAAGAUCACCAGAAAUGUACUGAAGUUGUGUCAAACAGCUCUUUCCCAUGGAUACCUCCCUGCAGUCUUCAACCGGCGCAGCCACAAUGGCACCCCACUCACCACGAUCAAACUGCAGCAGUUUGGAGACCCUGCAGACCUGAGAGAGGCUGUACGCUACAUCCGCUACAGGCAGCCUGCUAGCAAACUUUAUGCAGUGAGCGAGAGCACUGGCUCCGGGCUUCUUCUCUCUUACUUGGGGGAAUGCGGCUCGUCCAGCUAUGUGACAGCGGCUGUCUGCCUGUCGCCUGUCUUUCGUUGCCAGAGUUGGUUUGAGAAUGGCCUCUGCUGGUCCAUGCAGUGGGCUUUGUUGCUCUACCAGAAAAUGUGCCUCAGCAGAUACAGGACGGCGUUGAGCUCUAUCAUACGAACGGACACCCUCUUUUCUACAAGUUCCCUACGGUGUCUUGAAGAAGUUCUAUUUUGUCAAACUGAGCAGGUUGGCUGUGCAUCGACAGCACCCACAGUGACACGCAUCAGCACUGCGGCUUCAUGGGAAGCUUACUGGGAACGCAAUGAAGCCUUAAGAGAUGUGGACGAAGUGGCGAUUCCAGUCCUGAGUGUAUGCGCUCAGGAUGACCCUGUCCGUGGGAAUGCCCAAUCCACAGUACCCUGGGAACUUUUCGAGAGCAACCCGCAUUUUUUCCUACUUCUAACAGAACGAGGCGGCCAUUGUGGUUUCUCCACACACUGUGAAGAAAACGCCACCGGGCCAGCUAACCCAAUGACUGAACCGAACAGUGUGACGGUAACUCGCGGAGCCAACUGGAGCCACCGAGCUCUUUUGGAAUUUUUCAAGGCAACUACAGACUUCAUUGCUGCAGAGGAGAGAACAAAACAGCUCACUGCAAAGAGGAAGGGUCUGGGGGGAGUCGCAGGAGGGAGGGUCUUCCGGCACCGUAGUGUCAGUACGUGUAAACGAGUACCCAUGUGCUCUCAUAAUAUCCAUGCCAUUUACAACUGGCAAAGAUCUUACACACGGUGA
This is a messenger RNA of Nerophis lumbriciformis (worm pipefish), 1476 nucleotides long. The record is from RefSeq and is a predicted model, not a curated record. NCBI's taxonomy places the organism in Eukaryota, Metazoa, Chordata, Actinopteri, Syngnathiformes, Syngnathidae.